AUGCGGUUACCAGAAUAUCCGUUGAUUGUAUGGCUCACAAAACUAUGUAUCUUCACUCAAGUUAUAAGGAGUGAAACUUCAAUAGGUUCGGAUACAUGUAUUGAUUUAGAUCCGAAAUGUGUAGACUGGGCAAAUCGGGGUAAUGUCAAAGUAAUCCUGUUUGACGGCAUUGUUGUUCAUAUUCAGGAUGAAGAGAAACAGAUAGUUCGAGCAUAUGGAAGAAUGGUUCUGAGUUGGAACGAUACGAAAGUGGCAUGGGAUCGCAAUCAGUGGGAGCUAUCAUGGUUAAACUUUUACUGGAUCCAGAUUUGGACCCCUCAACUCAUACAAAUAAAUCCAACAUCAAUAAAUCCAGGAACCAAGGUGAACAAAGUGCUCGCAGCAAACUAUACCGGUCAAGUGUACACGUGGUUGGAUUUUUCGUUUGUAGCUCCCUACAAUUUCCGAUAUGAAGAUUAUCCAAAUGAUUACCAACAGGUGUGCUUCAAAUUUGAUGAUAAGCAAUAUUUCUCUGUGAGAUUUAUUAUUGCUGACAAAGUUAAAUCGAAGAAACGUGAAGAACUUACCGAAACUUACGCUACUGGCGGACUCUUGAAAAUGUUGAAAUCACCGAUAGCAAAUAUUCAAAUGCUUGGCAACUGGCGAGACGACCCGUUCGACGUCCAAUCAUUAAAUAGUGAAUUGUGCUUGGGUUUACGUCGUAAUGCUGUGUACUUUACGACGGAAAUGUUGUUACCAGCUCUUAUAACAUCGAUUAUCACCAUAUCUGUGCUGUUCCAACUAUCGACAGUCCAGCCGGUGCUAAUAGCAUUAUAUAUCUUGGCUCAGAUUAUCGCCUUGACUCUUAUUAAUAGCCGCUUACCGACAUUUGCGAUCCAUACGCCAACCAUACAUCUGAAUACUAGAACUUGCAAGAAUUUCAAACAUUUUGAAUUCGCAUGA
This is a messenger RNA of Acanthocheilonema viteae, 942 nucleotides long. Lineage: Eukaryota; Metazoa; Nematoda; Chromadorea; Rhabditida; Onchocercidae. The record is from the annotation of a GenBank genome assembly.